UGUUUCAUUUGACUGACCCAAAAGCAGACGACCCUACCUUGUUUUAAAAUUAUAGUCAAAGUAUUAAACAUUACGAACUGUGUUAUUGCCAAUAUAAUCCAUGUCUCUUAUACCUACUUCAAAUUUUACGGCAAAGGUAAGCUCCGUUUUGGGGCGUGAAGUAAAAUCAUACGGCAAACAGUUCUUGUUUGAUGGCUGCAAUGAAACCUGCUGGAAUUCGGAUCAGGGAACCCCUCAAUGGAUUGCAGUGCAGUUUGGUAAAGACACUGCAGUGACUCACUUUGAAAUUCAAUUUCAAGGAGGUUUUGCUGCAAAAAACAUUUGCCUACAAAGAACGAGCGUAGAUGCUGGAGUUGCAAAGGUAGAAACAAUCAAGACCUACUAUCCAGACGACAUUAAUGCGAUCCAAACUUUUCUUCUACCUGACUCACCUUUAAUGACAGACAAUUUAAAAUUUUUAUUACCUGAAAGCACAGACAUGUUUGGCAGAAUCAUUGUAUACAGGCUGAACUUGUAUAAAAAUUCAUGAUGCCUUAAGUAGGAUUCUUCUAGGUCAAAUAAAAAAAAAUAUUUUU
This is a messenger RNA of Daphnia carinata, 575 nucleotides long. Its product is annotated as nuclear receptor 2C2-associated protein-like. The record is from RefSeq and is a predicted model, not a curated record. Bases 101 to 529 code for a protein of 142 amino acids. The transcript has 3 exons. Lineage: Eukaryota; Metazoa; Arthropoda; Branchiopoda; Diplostraca; Daphniidae.